CAAAGGCGGACGUUAACAACGCUGCCGAAACCAAAACAAACGAAGGCCAAGGCGACGUCGUAGAGUCGAGUUAAACAUUAGAAAAUGUUGAAAGAGUUGGUGAAGGAGCGACUAAUGGCGGCAGCUGAUGAAAUAUUCGCGUUGUUCGAGAGAACGAUGGCGUCGUACGAAGAGGAACUUUCUCGAACGAGAGAGGAGAACGAUCGACAGCGACAACAACUGGAAGCUGGCUGCAAGACUCAAGCUGUGACACACGUUGAAGACAUCCAGCAGCCCCCCCACGUUAAAGAGGAAGAGGAGGAACUCUGGACCUCUCAGAAGGGAGAGCGUCUUCUCGGGCCGGAGGAGGAGGCCGGUGUGACUGUUGUCUCCGUGAAGAUCGAAGACCACGAAGACGAACCGCGAGCAGACAACCUUGUCGCUCCGCUAUCAGAAAGCGACGACGCAACGUCACGUUGCCCCAACGACAUCCAAGAGCCUGUGAGCGGCGAUGCCGAAGGCGAUAUGAGGACUCACGCUGGCGUGCUGAAACGCUCGAAGAACCAGGCCCACGAGGGACGGUUUACCUGUUCGGUUUGUGCGAAGAGGUUUUCUUAUAAGAGCCAUUUGAGCGAACACAUGCGGACGCACACGGGAGAAAAACCCUUCAGGUGCUCCGUUUGCGGCCAAAGAUUUUCUCACCAUUCUACUAUGGUGUCACACAUGAGAACGCACACAGGAGAGAAACUUUUUAUUUGCUCCGUUUGCGGUGACAGCUUUUCUCGCAAGAGCAACGUGACUCAGCACAUGAGGACGCACAUGGGAGAAAAACCCUUUCCUUGCUCGGUUUGUGGCAAGGGCUUCACUCAGAAGGCGCACAUGCUGUCGCACUUGAGAACACACACGGGAGAGAAGCCGUUUGGUUGCUCGGUUUGCGGUAAAACCUUCUCCAAAAAGGCUAACAUGAUAGCUCACAUGAGGACGCACACGGGGGAAAAACCUUUUGUUUGCUCAAUUUGCAGCGAAAGUUUUGGCGAGAAGGUCUCUUUGAUUGCGCACAAAAGGACGCACACGGGAGAAAAACCUUUUAGUUGCUCAGCCUGCGGUAAAAGUUACUCUUAUAAGAAGACAUUGACAGCGCAUGUGCGGACACACGACGGAGAAUAAAGGUCUUCCUGGGCAGUUAGCGAGCUCUGCUGUGUGCAUGAUGCCAGAUUCCCUCAUGGGGCUCGAGUUAGUGUGCCGCGUAUGAACAGCAGCUAAAUGUGACUGCUUAGUGAAGAUUUACAACAUUUUAUACGGACACAACAACACAAUUUCCUUAAAACCCACGUGAACGGUAUACUGUAUGCCGAUAAAUGCCUUUCCGAAAAACCGAGCGGUGGCACGCCCUACAAGCGUGCUGUGUCGCGUAGGGUUGCCAACACCCGUGUUGAGCUGACGAGGGACGCACUUUGUCGCGAGAAUCAACGCUAGUCUGUAAAAACCUCAAUGGCUUCCUUGUGGCGGCUCGACACAGGCUACGCCACAGGCUAGGCCAGUCCGUGCCAGCGUGUUUGAUUUCAGACUUGAUGCCUUGCAUGAAGGCGAUGGCCACACUCUGAGUGGAGAUGUGCUUGGUAAAUAACAGUGUACUAUUGAGAUCGGUAUCGGCCGAUCUCGCUCAUGGAUGGUCGGCAUCGGCAGCAUAAAACGCUGAUCGUAGCUUCCAUAUUCAUGACGCAUGCUGUUGAUAUUUAGUUUUCGGUUCUCUUUUGUUGUGCUCUGAUUUGAGGUUGUCUGGUCUCGUUAUGAUUUCAUUUCAUUUUAAUUCUUGUAUUUUUACUUGUAGCGUUUUUUUAUAUUG
Dunckerocampus dactyliophorus (ringed pipefish) is the source of this 1825-nucleotide messenger RNA. RefSeq names its product gastrula zinc finger protein XlCGF8.2DB-like. Bases 85 to 1146 code for a protein of 353 amino acids. NCBI's taxonomy places the organism in Eukaryota, Metazoa, Chordata, Actinopteri, Syngnathiformes, Syngnathidae. The record is from RefSeq and is a predicted model, not a curated record. Gene Ontology annotation, molecular function: DNA-binding transcription factor activity, RNA polymerase II-specific; RNA polymerase II cis-regulatory region sequence-specific DNA binding. Gene Ontology annotation, biological process: regulation of transcription by RNA polymerase II. The transcript has 2 exons.